AUGUGCCCCCCAGAUCCUGGACUCCUGGCUCUUCAAAGCCUGGAUGUGGCUCCUCCUGGUUGGCAGCUCUGGAAUACCUUCCAUCCUCCUGAGUUGGUGAGACCAGCCCUGGAGAGGUCUCUGAAAGCCUUGAAACUGGAUUAUGUGGACCUCUACAUUGUUGAGCUUCCCAUGGCCUUCAAGGUGUCUACAGUCCUCUAA
Molecule: messenger RNA, 201 nt
Organism: Menidia menidia (Atlantic silverside)
Lineage: Eukaryota; Metazoa; Chordata; Actinopteri; Atheriniformes; Atherinopsidae
Source: the annotation of a GenBank genome assembly